Acinonyx jubatus (cheetah) is the source of this 2360-nucleotide messenger RNA. RefSeq names its product TRAF3 interacting protein 2 (gene TRAF3IP2). Lineage: Eukaryota; Metazoa; Chordata; Mammalia; Carnivora; Felidae. Bases 275 to 1951 code for a protein of 558 amino acids. The transcript has 9 exons. The record is from RefSeq and is a predicted model, not a curated record. Gene Ontology annotation, biological process: positive regulation of canonical NF-kappaB signal transduction; humoral immune response.
AGUGAAUGAAGGAGGUUUCUGUUUUAAGAAAUAAAGUGACUUCUCAGCUGUUGAUUCACUGCCCACAGGGAGAUUUUCUCGGCAGAGGCUUCCUAGCCUCCGUAGAAAUUUGCAUACAACUUCCACUUCCUGCUUCAGAGCUUGUUCGACCGCUUACCUGGGCCUGGAGAGGGAGGAGGGAGGCGGGAGCGACCCAAGGUGGAGUGUGAGAAGGAGAGAACACGACCACCCCGUCGGCCGGUCUGUCUGUCCGUGGUGGUGCUAAGAAACUAGGAUGAACCGAAGCAGUCCUGUGGAGGUUGAUGAAUCAGAACCAUACCCAAGUCACUUACUGAAACCAAUCCCAGGCUGUUCCCGGGAAGAGGCAUCCGAGCCACCUGCUCCAAAUCUAAGGAACAUGGCACCCAACGGCUUGUCUGCACCCCAAACCCCUCACUGUUCCUCAGGAGACUUUUCUCAGGCUCAUCCACCCCUGAAACUUUCCAAUCACCUGCGGCCUGUGUCCCAGCAUGUCACCUGCCUGCGCACUAAAAUCCUGGAGGAGAGCGAAGACAGCUUCUGGAGGAGACACCCGGACCCAGGCAAAGAUUUUCCCUCGGGUUCCUCUGCAGCCUGCCAGCACGAGCCUGAGUCUGUGGUUGGAGCCCUCCCCCUGGAGCAUCAGUUUUCAUUUAUGGAAAAACGGAAUCAAUGGCUAGAAUCUCAGCUUUCAGCAGCUUCUCCUGACACUGGCCAUGACUCAGAGAAAUCAGACCAAAGUUUACCUAAUGCCUCGGCAGACUCCUCAGGCAGUAACCAAGAGACGGUGCAACAGCCCCGGCCCCACAGGAACCGAGCAGCUCCAGAUCUGCCUACAAUAGACACGGGGUAUGAUUCCCAGCCCCAGGAUGUCCUGGGCAUCAGGCAGCUGGAAAGGCCCCUGCCCCUCACCUCUGUGUGUUACCCCCAGGACCUCCCCAGACCUCUCAGGUCCAGGGAGUUCCCUCAGCUUGAACCUCGGAGGUACCCAGUGUGUGUACAGAUGCUGCCUCCCAGCCCUCAUGCUCAGUGGAACUGUCAUUACCAUUGUCCUGGAGGUCCCCAUCAUCAGGUGCCAUGCGGCCUCGACCACCCUCAAGCAGCCUACCAUCAAGUGUUCCAGCCACGCGGGCAGCCCCUCCUGGGAGCCAGCGGGCGAGGCCCACACCCUGUGCAGAAGGUCAUCCUGAACUACCCCAGCCCCUGGGACCAAGACGAGAGGCCGGCACAAAGAGACCACUCCCCAGGGCUCCCAAGGGACCAACUAUAUCAUCAGCCACCUAAUCGAGCGGGAGUUCCUGAGGAGUCCUUGGAGUGUCCUGCAGAGUUGAGACCACCAGCUCCCAAGGCUCCAUCCCCAGCUGCUGUCCCCAGACCCCCUAGUAACCUUCCAGCCAGAGGAACUCUGAAAACAAGCAAUUUGCCAGAAGAAUUACGGAAAGUCUUUAUCACUUAUUCUAUGGACACAGCCACGGAGGUGGUGAAAUUCGUGAACUUUUUGUUGGUAAAUGGCUUCCAAACUGCAAUUGACAUAUUUGAGGAUAGAAUCCGAGGCAUUGAUAUCAUCAAGUGGAUGGAACGCUACCUUAGAGAUAAGACAGUGAUGAUAAUUGUAGCAAUCAGCCCCAAAUACAAACAGGAUGUGGAAGGUGCUGAAUCACAGCUGGACGAGGAUGAGCAUGGCUUACAUACUAAGUACAUUCAUCGAAUGAUGCAGAUUGAGUUCAUAAAACAAGGAAGCAUGAAUUUCAGAUUCAUCCCUGUGCUCUUCCCAAACGCUAAGAAGGAGCAUGUGCCCACCUGGCUUCAGAACACUCACAUCUACAGCUGGCCCAAGAAUAAAAAAAACAUCCUGCUGCGGCUGCUCAGAGAGGAAGAGUACAUAGCCCCUCCCCGGGGGCCUCUGCCCACCCUUCAGGUGGUACCCUUGUGACCCCCACCAUCCCCAGAGCCCCAGGGCCAUGCUGUGUGUGUGUACUUACAAGCACUCUUCUAGCAGAGGCUGUUCUUUGCAGGCCCUCUCAGAGGGCUCCCCCCAACCCCAGAAAACCUGUUCUGCAGAGCAUUCUUCCUCCAGAGACCUCCUUUCAGACAGAGGCCAUGUUGCUCUGCCUUCCCUACUGCUAACACCCACGGCAUGUUGCUCCUAACUGAUGUGUCCAUUCUGGGCCUCUCACUGCUUAGCGAGUAGAUCAUAUAAAUGAUGUUGCGAUAAAUGUAAACGGACCACAAACGCUCUCCCAUCGCUUAGGGCUAUUUUUAUGAGUUAGCCAGAUGUUCUUGUGUCCUCAGACCAACCUGAUUCGUGUACAGUAGAUAAUAAAAUGUUUACUCUUUUGUAA